UAUUUUUUUUUUGUUUUUUAAUUUAAAUUUACCGAUGCAAUAUUUUAGUCGGAUUUUAAAAGUUUUUGUUUUCUCUCUGAAAUUAAACGUUGAAAUGUUCGACAAAUACAUGAAAUUGUGUUGCGCGAGUUCAUAAAAAAAACGAAACAAAAACUCCGAUUUCGUUAAAAGCGAAUAAGAAACUGACCUAAGAUGGGAUAAAAAAAAGUUAAAUUCUUACAAAUUAAGAAAUUCAUCAGUUUUUUGUUACUAAAAAAAACGAGACCAACAUCCAAAUCGUAAUUGAGAAUUUUAACAUAAAUAUAAAAAACGACAUGUAACGCAACCAUAUAUAAAACCCCAGUGAUUAGUGAUUUUCGUAAAGAAAAAAAGUUUUUUUUUUCAAUCUGAAGAAUUAAAUUAAUUAAAUAAACAAACGAAACAAACAAAUAAAAUUGCUCAAUACAAAACCGCCCAACAACCCGGGCAUUUACACAAAUUAAACAUAAAAAUUAAAUUUAAAACGAAAGGCAAAAAAAAGCUUCCACCAUGCAUCACACAACAAAUUCGGAACCAAACAAUAACACAAUAACAUCACUGACCACACCAAUUACUGAUGCGCUUGAUAUUGAACGAAAUGGUACAAACGAUAGUCGAAUUCUAGUUCAAGACAAAUCGUUCAACAAUAAUGAUAGUCAAGUGAUAAACGUUAGCGGUCUGAAAGGCGUUUACAUACAAAGUGAUAAAUAUAGACCGUUUACGAUUUUCGAUAGUGAUAAUGAAAAAUUUGCUGUGCUGCCUCCUUCCACAACCGGUUCAUUAACUUCAAUCACCACGACGUCAGUAGCAUCAUCUGAACCUGAUCCCGGAUCAGAUAAAGGCGGCGAUGACGGUGGAAAUGAUAAAUUAACGGGCAACGGUACUGCUUCGGAAGAAGCAUGGUGGCAAACAACGAUACAGGUUUCGAUACCAUUUUUAAUUGCCGGUGUCGGAACGAUUGGAGCUGGUAUUAUACUUGGAAUAGUUGAGCAAUGGACCGUAUUCAAUGAAGUUCGGGAAUUAUUCAUACUGGUUCCAGCUCUACUUGGCCUUAAGGGAAAUUUAGACAUGUGCCUAGCCUCGCGUCUAUCAACACAAGCUAAUUUGGGUAAUAUGACGACUCGUCGUGAGGUUCUUAGUAUGGUUGUAGGUAAUAUAGCGCUGGUGCAGGUGCAAGCCAUUGUAGCAUCGUUCAUUGUCGCUAUAUUUGCUAUUACUGUGGGAUCAGCGAUGAACAAUUCUUUUGUGUUGGAGCAUGCGAUUUUGAUGAUUGCGUCAAGUAUGUUUACAGCAACCGUCUCAUGCUUUCUUUUAGACUUUAUAUUAGUGGCUGUGAUAUUAUUAUCUUAUAAGUUUAACCUGAAUCCCGAUAAUCUGGCAACACCACUCGCAGCUUCCAUCGGUGAUGUAGUGUCACUCACCAUGCUAUCAUUUAUCGCAACAAUGUUAUUCCAAAAUUUAGUUUACUAUAGCUGGCUAUCGUUUAUGAUCAUUUCCAUAUACUUUAUCCUGCUACCACUUUGGAUUAUCUGCGUUUUGUAUAAUAAAUACACACGACCGGUGUUGAAAUCUGGAUGGGUUCCCGUACUGUCGGCGCUAUUCAUUAGCGGAAUGGGUGGCUUAGUAUUAGAUCAGGCUGUGGAUGCAUUCACCGGUUUUGUAGUUUUUCAACCAAUUAUCAAUGGAAUUGGUGGUAAUUUGGUGUCGGUGCAAGCAAGUAAAAUGUCAACCUUCUUACAUCAAAGUUCCAUACUUGGCAUCGUGCCCCCGCAUAGUAAGAUAUGUGAAAAUCCAUUCAGAGCAUUGGUUUCUGGAGUUCCUUAUGCAAAGACCGCUAGAAUUCUUAUAUUGAUGUCAAUUCCUGGUCAAAUAAUAUUUAUAUUUGUGGCUGAUGUUAUACACAUGGGUGAAUCGACAAUUGGUGCUCUAUUCGUUUUUGCGUAUUUAUUCGUUAGUUUUAUUCAAAUCUGUCUUCUUUUGUAUAUUGCUCAUGUCCUCAUUCAUGCAAUGUGGAGGUGGAAAGUUGAUCCUGAUAAUUCGGCAAUUCCAUAUCUAACCGCACUGGGCGAUCUGUUCGGCUCAAUGCUGUUGGCACUGGCGUUCCUCUUUCUUCAAGGUGUUGGACACGGUUAUGGUGAACGGGACAUUGAAGAAAUUGGACCAUAAAAUGGUUUACAGGAUAAAAGAAGCCCAACGAAAAAAAAAAAUUGAGAAAGAGAGAGAAAAAGGGAAGAGAAAAAAAUUCAAUUUUUUCUGUCUUUUUAACGAAAGCUUUACUUUUUUACACCUUGUAUGUAGUCGGUAAUUCUGUUUUUUUUUUGUUAAUUUUCGAUUUAUUUUUUUUGUUUUGGUUUUUAAUAAUGUCAUGCCGAAUAUAACUCAAUGUGGCAUGGGAUAUAAAUUUUGUAUAUUUAUCGAAUGAAUGGCAAAGUGUGAUACACAUUUAUUAAGAAUAAAUGAACAAACAAACAAACAUAAAAUUAUACUUAACGUUUAAUAAGAACGCAACGAUUCACUUUUGGAUUUACUUGAAACUGACGACAAUAA
Molecule: messenger RNA, 2565 nt
Organism: Bradysia coprophila
Lineage: Eukaryota; Metazoa; Arthropoda; Insecta; Diptera; Sciaridae
Product: solute carrier family 41 member 1
Biological process (GO): monoatomic cation transport
Cellular component (GO): plasma membrane
Molecular function (GO): monoatomic cation transmembrane transporter activity
Source: RefSeq, a predicted model, not a curated record